Molecule: messenger RNA, 1679 nt
Organism: Musa acuminata subsp. malaccensis (wild Malaysian banana)
Lineage: Eukaryota; Viridiplantae; Streptophyta; Magnoliopsida; Zingiberales; Musaceae
Product: polypyrimidine tract-binding protein homolog 3
Biological process (GO): regulation of RNA splicing; mRNA processing
Cellular component (GO): nucleus
Molecular function (GO): mRNA binding
Source: RefSeq, a predicted model, not a curated record
CUAAUCGGAGCCUGCCUUCUCCUACGUAAUCGAUCUCAUUUGCUCGGGCCUCUUGCGACCAAGAACCCUACGCCGCGAUCCUCCUUCCCGUCGGUCGAGAUAGCGUUCUACAAGGAAGUCGAGGAGUAGUUUUUGAGGCUCUUCCGCUUCGUGCUUGAAAUUAGAGGGUGAAGUUCGACAAUGACGGAACCCUCCAAAGUAAUUCACAUCCGCAAUGUUGGACAUGAGAUAUCUGAGAAUGAUCUUCUUCAGUUAGUGCAGCCGUUUGGAGUUGUCACCAAGCUUGUGAUGUUACGAGCCAAAAACCAGGCGCUGCUUCAGAUGCACGAUUUGACUUCUGCCGUUAAUGUUCUGCAAUACUACACCAGUGUUCAACCAAGUGUCCGGGGAAGAAAUGUUUAUAUACAAUUUUCUUCACAUCAGGAACUGACAACAGCAGACCAGAACUCUCAAGGGAGGAAAGGUGAUCAGGAUUCACAACCCAAUCGAAUCCUCUUAGUUACAAUUCAUCACAUGCUCUAUCCUAUCACAGUUGAAGUGCUGCAUCAAGUGUUUUCUCCUUAUGGAUUUGUGGAGAAAAUUGUCACGUUCCAAAAGUCAGCUGGUUUUCAGGCCCUUAUCCAGUAUCAGUCACGUCAGAGUGCCUUGCAAGCAAGAAGUUCUCUGCAAGGACGCAAUAUUUAUGAUGGCUGCUGCCAGCUAGAUAUCCAAUUCUCCAAUCUUAAUGAGUUGCAAGUGAAUUACAACAAUGAGAGGUCUAGAGAUUUUACAAAUCCAUCUUUGCCCACCGAACAAAGAGGUAAAUCUUCACAACAUAGUUAUGGUGAUGCUGGAAGUCUCUAUGCACUUCAAGCAUCUGGUGCCAGAGUUGCAUUUGCUCAGAUGGGCAAUGCUGCAGCAAUUGCUGCUGCAUUUAGCAGUGGUCUGCCUCCUGGAGUAACCGGUACCAAUGAUAGGUGCACACUCUUAGCAACUAACUUGAAUCCUGAUAAAAUUGAUGAAGAUAAGCUUUUUAAUUUGUUCUCCAUAUAUGGGAAUAUUGUAAGAAUAAAACUGCUGCGCAAUAAACCGGAUCAUGCACUUGUUCAGAUGGGGGAUGGCUUUCAGGCAGAAUUGGCUGUACACUUCUUGAAGGGAGCAUUGUUGUUCGGGAAGAGGUUGGAGUUAAAUUUCUCCAAAUAUCCGAACAUAACUCCAGCAGCUGACACCCAUGAAUAUGCUGGGUCCAGUCUCAACCGCUUCAACAACAAUGCAGUUAAAAACUACAAGUAUUGUUGUUCCCCGACAAAGAUGAUUCAUUUGUCAUCUCUUCCACAAGACGUCAUGGAGGAGGAUAUUGUGACCCAUCUGGAGGAGCAUGGCACGAUUGUGAAUGUAAAGCUUUUCGAGGUGAAUGGAAAGAAGCAGGCUCUCGUCCUGUUUGAGGACGAGGAACAGGCCACCGAGGCUCUCGUGUGCAAGCAUGCAAACACCAUCGACCGGUCAGUCAUCCGUAUUUCCUUCUCCCAGCUACAGAGUAUUUAAGAGACUUUGUUCCAUCUUUGUGGCCUUGCUUCAUCAUUUUUCUUGUAUGUGACAUUGCCAAAUAUUGAUAUCCCAUAAUGGCUUCAGCACAUUUUAGAUCUGUAUCUUUAAUCUGAAGGAUUAUUUAAUCUGAGAGGUUUUUUGGAGUUCGUCAA